AUGGCGGAGACCGAGGAGCGGAGCCUGGACGACUUCUUCGCCAAGCGGGACAAGAAGAAGCGGAAGGAGAAGAGCAGCCGAAGCGCCGCCGCCGCUGCCGCCUCUAGCGCUUCCAACGCCGGCUCCAGCGCGGCGGGCGCGGCCGCGGGGACCCCGCGACCGACUGAGGGCGGCGGCUCCGGGGAUGCGGCGCCCGGGGCCGUGCGGGGCUGGCGGCGCUCCCGGCCCCGCCCCGGGCCCGCCGGGCGGGCGCUGCCGCCUCUUCUGUCGCUGCUGCGGGGUGGGGGGAGCCUUCCUCGGCAGUCCUUGCCCUGGGGGAGGCGAGAAAGCUGGGCCCCUUCCCGCUCUGCAGCUGCGGCUCAGCCCGGCGCUCCCUCCCAGGUUUCUGGUGUUGCGGCCGGAACCGGAGGUUUGCGUCAGGUGCCACCUGGGGCUGUGCAGCGUGGCGUGUGGACCUUGGCGAUAAGAUUUCCCCAGAGUCCGCCGAGCUCUCUGCCUCGUUGCCAGGCAGGAUUUUGCUGCCAAUAG
This is a messenger RNA of Onychostruthus taczanowskii (white-rumped snowfinch), 528 nucleotides long. RefSeq names its product protein CDV3 homolog. Bases 1 to 528 code for a protein of 175 amino acids. Lineage: Eukaryota; Metazoa; Chordata; Aves; Passeriformes; Passeridae. The record is from RefSeq and is a predicted model, not a curated record. The transcript has a single exon.